CUGAUGUACAUCUGAAUUCCGACACACACUCUUCUGAGACUAUCCAUCUGAGGCUGAAAAUGAGAGCGCUGAUCAUCUUCCUCCUCCUGACAACAAGCUUCUUUCAAAUCUCACAAUCUGUGCAGGUUACGGACAGUGGGUACACUUUCUCCCUGGAGGCAGUGAAGACCCUGCAAAAGCUUAUGGAGACUGACAUGAGUACAAACCCGCUACAGGCCUACGGUGACGCAGCGUCCCUUUGUGCUGACCCUGACCUGCCAGGAGAGUUAAGGGUGCUGUGCGAAAAAGAUGAUGCUGACGAAGUCUUCCAACGUCUGGUGAAAAUCAUCAGUCCUAUAGACCCCUGUGAGAUCUGCGCCAACGUGGCCUGCACUGGCUGUUAGAGCGGACACACUCCCAGCAUCCCAGAGUUCAUUUCUACAUCAAUGCCAUCAUACGUGUAUUUAUCUACAGAAGAGCUGGUGAAAUAUAACAGGGUAAAACACAUAUUACUCAUUUAAUUUUACACAACAAUGAGAAAAAUAUGAAUUUAAGUGUGUUUCAUAAAAUGUUUGGGUCACAUACAGAUCUUGUUUUAAACAGAAACAGAAGUUGGU
This is a messenger RNA of Cyprinus carpio (common carp), 596 nucleotides long. RefSeq names its product guanylin. Gene Ontology annotation, molecular function: guanylate cyclase activator activity. NCBI's taxonomy places the organism in Eukaryota, Metazoa, Chordata, Actinopteri, Cypriniformes, Cyprinidae. The record is from RefSeq and is a predicted model, not a curated record. Gene Ontology annotation, cellular component: extracellular region.